Paramecium sonneborni is the source of this 307-nucleotide messenger RNA. The record is from the annotation of a GenBank genome assembly. NCBI's taxonomy places the organism in Eukaryota, Ciliophora, Oligohymenophorea, Peniculida, Parameciidae.
AAUGAACUUUAACUAAAUAGAAUACCAUGCUAAAAAUCAAUCUUGACCAAAUUUAUUUUGGCAUUCAUCACAUUAUGGUUAAGUUUUUCUCUCAUAAUAAAUAGAAGAUAGGGAUUGCAAUUCCUAUUUAAAUAUCACAAUUUACUAUUUAAUCAUAAUGAUUAUAAGCUAACCCAGAAAUACUUCAUUAUUUAAUAAAAUAAUUGGUGAAAAAUGAUGAAAUGACAGAAUUUAAUAAUAUUUUAAAGCCUUUCCUAUUAAAUAUUCUUGGUUAAUUAAUAAUGUUAUGCGGAAAAUUCUGCGAGAG